This is a messenger RNA of Anthostomella pinea, 1098 nucleotides long. The record is from the annotation of a GenBank genome assembly. Lineage: Eukaryota; Fungi; Ascomycota; Sordariomycetes; Xylariales; Xylariaceae.
AUGCUCCUCAUUACACGCUUCGGCCUGACUUCAGCGAUUGCCGUCUUGUUCUCUGCUGCAAGUGCUCAGAACGCCUUCACUGGAGCUGUGGGCUUCGGUGCCAUUGCAACUGGAGGCAACAGCGGCGCUACGUAUCACGUCACGACUCUUGCGGACUCGGGGAAUGGGUCUUUUCGCGACGCAGUCAGCGCCGAGAAUCGCAACAUCGUCUUCGAUGUAAGCGGCUACAUCGUCUUGGAAUCAGCUGUCUCUCUGUCUUCCUCCAUCACCAUCAAUGGGCAGACUGCUCCCUCGCCUGGGAUCGGCAUCAUGGCCGGGGAGGUCUCGGCAAGUGACAAGAGCAACAUCAUUAUCCGCAAUUUGAGGAUGCGCCAGGGCAACCUCGACUCCGAUUCCGGGAAAAGCGCUUUCAACAUGGGCGGCGCUACCAACAUCAUCCUAGACCACUGCUCGGUAGCCUAUGGGCAAUGGGACAGCAUCGACGGCGUCGGCAUAACCAACAUUACCAUCUCGAACAGCAUCAUCGCCUUCCCCAUCGGGCAGCAAUUCGGGGCGCACAUCGAAGGGAACCAAGCCACCUACUUUGGCAAUCUCUGGGUCUCCGGGCACAACCGUCAACCGCUCUCGAAGGCGAAUUCCCAGUACAUCAACAACGUCGUAUACAACUACCAGGCUGGCUACACGGUUGCAAACACCGGCGGCGUCUUCAGCCAUGAUAUCAUUCAUAACUAUUUUAUCGCCGGCCCUAGCACUACCAGUGUUAGUAAUUAUUAUUAUCAGAUCAACGCGGGCCAGAGCGUCUACGCCACAGGCAACUACGCCGAUACCGACAGCGACGGUGUCCUGAACGGCGCGCAGGAGAACAAGGUCGGCAGCGCCGUCGUCCUGUCCGCACCCUGGGCGAGCGAUUCCGCGACCAUGGCAGACCGCUCCGCGGCUGAUGCCUACACCUACGUCUUGGCAAACGCGGGAGCGUCGCCCAGAGACGAGGUCGAUGCCUUCGCGGUAAGCACGGUGCAGUCGCUGGGGACGGAGGGCGUGAUAUAUACGAACCAGGCGAGUACAGGGUUGAGCAAUGGGGGGUAUGGGACACUUUGA